AUGAUGUCGAAACUGAAGGAGAAACUGGCUGGCCCAGGUUAUGUGAUCCUCAAUGCGAUCCGCGCCCUAAAUAUCAUUGUGUUUCUGGACAUCAUAGCCGCCUCUGUUGUCAUGUUGAUCAAGACCAACACGCGGAAUGGAUUCUUCUUCUUCCAAGCAGUCACCCACGCCAUCGUGGCCCUAAUCAGUAUUGCUCUCAUCAUCUCCGAGCUCCCUUUCUUCCCGAGCUACUUUAACCGCCGGUGGCCCAUGUUUGGCGAGGAUGCCGGCUUUAUUGCUCUGGCCGCCAUCAUGAUGAUCCUGGGCGUCUCGGUGCUAGGAAACCUGAAUAUGGCAGCCAUGAGUCAGAAGUCCCUUGGAAUGUCAUUUUGGCAGAUCGUCAUUUCUGCCGGGAUCCUGGCCAUGGUCAUGAGCGUGGUUAAUUUGCUGGCAACCUUCAUCUUCUCUUACCACACCGAUGGCGGCGCCAUCAGCGCUCGUCAUGUCCGGCAAUAUGGGGCCCAGGCUCCAAAAGAGCUGCGUGAAGACUCGCUCCCGUCCUAUACCCAGCAGCAGUCUCAGAAUCCCCUCAAGCGCAUGACCAAACGCUUCAGCCGCUUCCCACUCAAGAUCUCCUCCCCCAUCAACCACAAUAACGGCAACAGUAAUCUGGAUCCGAACGCACACGCCAAUGUAAACGAUGCGGCAUCGUCCUAUUACUCGCAUGAAGUGAUUCUUGUCUACCGGCUACCACCAUGGCUGGAGACUCGGAAGACUCACCCGCCUGGAGUUUGUAAGUCUUUGUGGCCUCUUCCGUCGCCCUUCACGGUUUUAACCCCAUUCGUAACCAGAGUCCGAUUUCUCCUCAUCCUAGUCGCAGCUCGCGGUCUUCCUCGUCUGCUCUCUACAAUUUCCGGCGCCCGCAAAUCCGUCACGAGCGCUCCUCGGCGCCCUGUUCCCGCCGCCGCCGGUCGAGCGUUAAACCUCUUGUUCGCCAGUGUCGUCUUCUUUCUCCUCCUCAGCCUGCCUUUCGGUCCUCAGGCGUCGGAGCCAAACAUCUUCGCUUUGACCCGCUCGCGCAUCCAUACCCCGGCCGAUGUGAUCUUCAACCGACUGGCAAAGCUCCGGCCUGGCGAGGUCUUAACCGACGCCGACGGGCUGCUCAAAGACAAGCUGACCUCCCUUGGUUCCCGCAAAGUGUACCUGACCUUUGGCCCUGAUGCCCUGGUAUCAUGCCAAUGGUGUUCGCUCGGCAGUCUCAGGACCUAUCUCCUCUACUACCUGCCGUUCCACGUGUUUCUGCCACAUCUGGGUCAUCUCUUGAUCCUAGGUACGGCCACGUCCUCUGAGAUCGCAGGUCGGGAGUGUGCCCGCUGGCGCAUUCAAUUUAUUCUCGCUGGCAUGGCACUGAUGGCUCUCGACCUCUGCGUGGUGAUUUCCUACGACGCGGUCAGCCCGCCCGCCGUGCGCGAUGGCUUGGUGCCUCCCAUGAGCCUCUAUGACCGUCUGACGCGGGCGCGGUGGCUGGUAUUUAUGCUCUGUGACGCCAUAUGUGCGGCAAUUAUCUACCUUUCUUCUACCAAUCGGCUCUUCUACAAGCCGCCGCCCCCGCUGGAACAGUUGGAUCAGGGCAUGAGAGCCGUCCUAGCGAGGUCGAUCAGUAUCAACGAAAAGCUUCAAGUGGCGAGUGUGACCCGCAAUGCGGUGCUCAGGGACAGGCAGCUGAAGGCGCGUGACGAUCUGUAUUGGCAGACCGUCGCGGCUAUGGAGAAUCCGACCCGGCGUGGUGACGUGGGUGCGGAGAUCCAUGCAACGGGAGGAUACGAUAUGACUAACAACAUCUGGGAAGACGAAGAGGUGGCUCGAGCCAUAUCGCAGGCGAUAGCUGGCGAAGGAAGCAUUAAUACGGCACAAUUGGGACUCAAGGCACGGCAAUUUGUGCGUGGGGUGACGGAGGGCCUGGACUGA
Molecule: messenger RNA, 1947 nt
Organism: Penicillium macrosclerotiorum
Lineage: Eukaryota; Fungi; Ascomycota; Eurotiomycetes; Eurotiales; Aspergillaceae
Exons: 5
Coding region: 1-1947 (648 amino acids)
Source: RefSeq, a predicted model, not a curated record